This is a messenger RNA of Clupea harengus (Atlantic herring), 1323 nucleotides long. It is a transcript of the gene peds1b, whose product is annotated as plasmanylethanolamine desaturase 1. NCBI's taxonomy places the organism in Eukaryota, Metazoa, Chordata, Actinopteri, Clupeiformes, Clupeidae. The record is from RefSeq and is a predicted model, not a curated record. The coding region runs from base 124 to 1248 and encodes 374 amino acids. The transcript has 8 exons. Gene Ontology annotation, molecular function: oxidoreductase activity.
UGCACGCUAUAGGGCUAGGAUGGUAAAAAUGAGCCAGAACAGCAAGGCGUGGCCUUCAGCGCGAGGAAUUGUUACAUCUGUUGAUUUCCCGACCCGGGCGAGGGGCAGAACCGGGAGUGGAACAUGGCGAGAGUCGAAGACGAGAACAGGGUUGAAGAAAAGUUACGAACCCCCGAGGACAGAGAACCGGGUCGGAGCGUGCCGAGAUGGGGCCCACAGCACGCAGGUGCACGGGAACUUGCGAAUUUGUACUCGCCAGGUAAGCGGUGUCAGGAGUGGAUCAGCGUGCUCCUCUGUUUCUCCCUCAUGGCCUUCAACCUCGUCCACCUCCUCUCCAACUUCCACCUCAGCCACCUCUGGUCCAUCCUGCUGGCCUGUGUGGCAGGCGUCCUCACUGCAGACUUUGCCUCUGGACUUGUACACUGGGGAGCAGAUACCUGGGGUUCAGUAGAUCUGCCUAUUUUUGGAAAGGCCUUCAUCCGUCCGUUCAGGGAGCACCACAUCGACCCGACGGCCAUCACUCGCCACGACUUCAUCGAGACCAACGGGGACAACUGCAUGCUCACCAUCAUCCCCCUGGCCAACAUGGCCAUCAGCUUCCUCACUCUCUCUCCUGAGCAGUACCAUAACUACCCCUGGCACUGCUACUUGUUUGCGCUGGCCAUCUUCGUGACGUUGACCAAUCAGAUCCAUAAGUGGUCGCACACGUACUUCGGUCUGCCACGGUGGGUACAGAAGCUGCAAGACUGGCACGUCCUCCUGCCCAGGAAACACCACCGCGUGCACCACGUCUCACCCCACGAGACCUACUUCUGCAUCACCACAGGCGUGAAAGUUCCUCGUAACUUCCGGCUUCUUGAGGAGCUGGAGGAGGGGCAGAAGGGAGUCGGAGAUGGGACAGUGAGCUGGGGUCUGGAGGACGACGAGGACAUGACCCUCACCAGGUGGAGAGGGAUGAUUAUUGGCCCCCCACGGACCAUCUAUGAGAACCGCAUGUACAGUCUGAGAGUGGAGUGUGGUCCCCGCUACCCCGAGACUGCGCCCUUCGUCCGCUUUGUCACCAAGAUCAACUUGAACGGCGUGCACAACUCAAACGGUGUGGUGGACACGCGUGCGGUGUCGGCCCUGGCGAAGUGGCAGAACUCGUACAGUAUCCGUGUGGUCCUGCAGGAGCUGAGGAGACUCAUGAUGUGCAAAGAGAACAUGAAGCUACCGCAGCCACCCGAGGGACAGAUCUACACCAACUAAUCACACACACACACACACACACACAUGCACUCACACUCACAUGUACACACACACACACACACACACAUGCACUCA